Molecule: messenger RNA, 693 nt
Organism: Talaromyces marneffei
Lineage: Eukaryota; Fungi; Ascomycota; Eurotiomycetes; Eurotiales; Trichocomaceae
Exons: 1
Coding region: 1-693 (230 amino acids)
Source: RefSeq, a predicted model, not a curated record
AUGGUUUCUACCUCGACAAAAACAGCGAUCCUGGUAACUUUGAUUGUGUUUAUCAUUCUCUUCAUCGGUUUUGGAGUCUUAUACAAACUUUUUCGCCCACGACAUCUCGAACUAGACGAGAUUAUAUCGAAUGAGCCAAAUCUUACGACUCCACUAAUUGAGCCUUGGAGCAACUCCUGGUCAGCUUCGUGGGCCAACUCGUGUGUCAGUUCCUGGGGAUGGCUGCGACGCGACAAACACGACCAACUCCUUCCAACAUCUCAUCCUCCCUCAAAAUCGUCUCUUGUUUAUCCACAACCCACAACAGAGAAUAUCGUGUCCCCGAUAGAGGUUACUCCAGCAGAACGACCUUUACAAUACACUAUUCUGAGCGUUGAGCUCGAACGAGCAGUCCCAAACGCAAGCCCUCCACUCCCAAGUCUUAAGAAAGAGCUGUGGGACAGCCAGUUGCUUAUCAGUCCUAAGCAUUGGAGGAUAGCCAACAAAUCGCGAAAAUCUCGACCACCCCGUAGCCGAAGCACAAGUCCAUAUCGACCGUCCAGUGGAUGCUUUCAUUCGCAGCCCAUAGAUGUUCCAUCGAAAAAACGCCGCGGAGAACGUCCGACUUUUCCCUUGCCAGAAAAACUGAUUUGGAAGAAGCUUACUCCCUAUGAGAGGGCUGGUAUGGUCUGGUACCGCAACGCCGCGUAUUGA